This is a messenger RNA of Diceros bicornis minor, 3522 nucleotides long. RefSeq names its product TBC1 domain family member 22B (gene TBC1D22B). Gene Ontology annotation, biological process: activation of GTPase activity. Lineage: Eukaryota; Metazoa; Chordata; Mammalia; Perissodactyla; Rhinocerotidae. Gene Ontology annotation, molecular function: GTPase activator activity. The record is from RefSeq and is a predicted model, not a curated record. Bases 140 to 1657 code for a protein of 505 amino acids. The transcript is spliced from 13 exons.
AUGGCGCCUCCAGCAGCUGGGAGCGGGUGACCGGCGGCUUGGAAGCGGCCUGGGUUGGCCCUCCGAUUGCGGGGUCCUGGGGGCAUCUCGCCAGGUACCACCCCCGGCCCGCCUACAAGGCCUUCCCCGGGCCAGAGCGAUGGCCGCCGAGAACAGCAAGCAGUUUUGGAAGAGGAGCGCCAAGCUGCCGGGGAGCAUCCAGCCUGUGUAUGGAGCACAGCACCCUCCUCUGGACCCUCGGCUCACCAAAAACUUUAUUAAAGAACGGUCAAAAGUCCACACGGUUCCUCUGAAGAAUAAGAAGGCCUCCAGUUUUCAUGAGUUUGCCCGGAAUACCAGUGAUGCUUGGGACAUUGGUGAUGAUGAGGAAGAGGACUUUUCUUCACCUUCUUUCCAAACUGUGAACUCAAAAGUUGCUUUAGCAACUGCAGCCCAAGUCCUAGAAAACCACAGCAAGCUGAGGGUGAAACCAGAACGAUCCCAGUCGACAACAUCCGACGUUCCUGCCGGCUAUAAAGUCAUAAAGUCCAGCAGUGACGCCCAGCUGUCCAGAAAUUCCAGUGAUACAUGCCUGAGGAACCCACUCCACAAACAGCAGUCACUCCCUCUCCGACCCAUCAUCCCCCUCGUUGCCCGGAUCUCGGACCAGAACGCUUCUGGGGCACCCCCGAUGACUGUCCGGGAGAAGACCCGCCUAGAAAAAUUCCGUCAGCUUCUCUCCAGCCACAACACCGACUUAGAUGAACUGAGGAAGUAUAGCUGGCCAGGGGUUCCUAGGGAAGUUCGACCCAUAACCUGGAGACUCCUGUCGGGCUAUCUCCCAGCAAACACCGAGAGGAGGAAGUUGACCCUGCAGCGGAAGAGGGAGGAAUAUUUUGGCUUCAUUGAACAGUAUUAUGACUCUCGCAAUGAGGAACAUCACCAGGAUACCUACAGACAGAUUCACAUUGACAUUCCAAGGACGAAUCCUCUCAUUCCGUUGUUCCAGCAACCACUUGUACAGGAGAUCUUCGAAAGAAUUCUAUUUAUUUGGGCCAUCCGACACCCUGCCAGUGGGUAUGUCCAGGGAAUUAAUGACCUGGUCACUCCGUUCUUUGUCGUCUUCCUCUCAGAAUAUGUGGAAGAGGAUGUGGAGAACUUCGACGUGACCAAUUUGUCUCAGGAUAUGCUGCGAAGCAUUGAGGCUGACAGCUUUUGGUGCAUGAGCAAGCUGCUGGAUGGGAUCCAGGAUAACUACACCUUUGCACAACCAGGGAUCCAGAAGAAGGUCAAGGCAUUGGAAGAGCUUGUCAGCCGGAUUGAUGAGCAGGUACAUAAUCACUUCAGGAGGUACGAGGUUGAAUACCUACAGUUUGCCUUCCGUUGGAUGAACAACCUGCUUAUGCGGGAGCUUCCCCUUCGCUGCACCAUCCGCCUGUGGGACACAUACCAGUCUGAGCCAGAAGGGUUCUCCCACUUUCAUCUCUACGUGUGUGCAGCCUUCUUGAUCAAGUGGAGGAAAGAGAUCUUGGAUGAGGAGGACUUUCAGGGUCUCCUCAUGCUGCUACAAAACCUACCUACGAUACACUGGGGCAACGAAGAGAUUGGGCUGCUUCUUGCCGAGGCGUACAGACUCAAGUACAUGUUUGCCGAUGCCCCCAAUCAUUACCGCCGAUAGGUGCUGCCUCCCCGUGUGGACCCAGACUGCCCCCAUCUCUGAUGGCAAUCUGAUCACUGUGGCCACUGUGCGAGCCGUGGACCCCAGCCAGGAACCACUCCUGCUGUAAAAAGCUCACAUCCGCCGCCCAGGUCUUAACUUUUUGGCGUGCCUGUCCACCAGUCGAUGUCUCCAGAUGGGUCUCUUGGACCGCUAUCAGUAUUCCAUGCCGUGUGGAUGGGCCCAGCUCUGGGAGAGGACAGAAAAGGAGGUACAGGGUUGUCUGCCCCUUUAAAAGAAACUGGACAAAAGAAGGGGAAGACUCAGGGUCUCAACUCACAUUGUCCCUACACAGACUGGCUAUCUCUUGCCUCCCAGCCCCAACUGAUACUGUUGUUUUUUGUGACAUAGUUUGAUUGGAUCACAGGUCAAAAACGCCUUAUGUUUUCAAAAGACUCCUGGUCCCUCUGCCCUCUCACCUGUUCCUAGCCCUUUCCCUUCUACCCUAGUCUGAGCCAGUGAGGGGCAGCUUUUUAAGACCAUUGUUCUCAGAUGGAGGAGGCACUGAUGCUUGUAACUCUGGGAAGAGGCCUACACCCAAGGGCUAGGAAUUUUAUUUUUCCUUUUCUCACCAGUUUGUGUGUGUGUGGGUAUACACACCCAUCAGCGUUUAGUUACAUGUCUGAAUUUCUGUAUCCAGACUAGCCCCGUCAAAACCAGCUGGCAAGGGCCCCAGUGACCAAGUGUACAAGCGUCCCUUGAGAAGGAUCAGGGCAGGGGAGGGAGAAGGGGCUUUUUACCUCUCCAAACCCUUUUUCCGUGAUGACCCACUCCAAGAUAUUAUGUGUAAAUUGUGUUAUUAUGUAUAUGGUUAAAGAUGUACAAAUAUAUGUCCUGUUUGUAGCAGAUAUGAUUUUAUAUUUAUAAUGUACAUCAACAUGUGAAAGCAAUCUAGGUCACUAGCACAGACGAAGUUGCCAGACAGGUGGCUUCCGCGCCUCCAGGUUGGGUUCUGGGUGCCCUCCUGUGAGGGAAGUGAAUGGGAGUCUGCUAGAGCGAGCAUAGCUGAGCAGAUGGAGCUGCUUUGAAAACCACUGGCAGCCAUCCCAAGCAUCAGUGUCUCAGAGUUCUCUCCUCUUCUCUCUUCCCACCCCUCCCCGGGCCUUUCUGGAGCAUCUACCCUGCUCCUUCCCCCUCUUCAGCAGAGAGAGCUCUCUACCCUUCACCCCAGCAGCCUCCCAGAGAGAAGACUAGAGGCAUAAACCCUUCUGCAUGUUUUUAGCCCCUGCCUUUCCCCCAGAAUCUGGGGAGGGCUUUUGUUUUUACAUUUUUAAGUCAGCAUUGGAUUCAAGACAGAAGCUGUGACUGACUUGUCCGUGCCAAGGAAAGAGGUUUCCUGUGUGUCCCUGGGGUUUGGGGCUCUUCCCAGAAAGAGACAUUCGAUGUCGCCCACUGUCACCAUCACAGCCCACACAGCUCAUGAGAGGUGUGACCCAUGUUCAGUUUUUGGUGUUUGGUAAUGGAGAAGUGGGAGGGAUGCAAGCAGCUGGCAAGCAGCUGUCAUCCUCUUGGGAAGUCAGGCAGUGUCCCCAGUGGGUGACACCCUUGAGUCUCUGCCAGUGAAGCCCCACCACGCUGGCAUGUUGCAUUUCUCACCUGGAGCUGUUUCUCAGGCAUUCUUCCUAACCCUUUUCCUUUUCCCCAUCAGUGUGCCUCGAUAGUCUCCUUCACAGAGUGAGAGGGCUGUGACCUCCCUCAACCGGACUAAUUAAAGAGAGACACUUGUGUUCCCAAGUGGUGGUUUUAUUUUUUUAGUUUUUAUGUUUGUAUGGGAAAUUGUGGAUGACGUGAAAGAAUUGUAAAUAAAUAGUGUAUUUCCUCCUCCA